UUGUUUUUCAAAAAAAAUUUAAAAAUAUAUUCAGAAAAAUAAGUAAAUAUUUUUUACAAGUUAGUGAUCUUUUUAAACUUUUUAAAUGUGAAAUAAAAUUUGGGCCCAAUGCUCUUUUAAUAAAGAACUAUAUUAAUAAGUGUAAAGGCCCACUUAUCUUUUAAUAAACUUAGCCCAAAUUAGUUAACCUAAAAUAACUAAUAGAGAGUCAGAGAGUAGGAGGGUUUAGAGGAGCCGCUGGACUGAACUGGAGUCGCUGGAUAUCUCGGCAGUCGCGAGAAUCAGCGUCGGCAAUAUUAAUGCUAGAGAAAUUUUGUGGCUCAGGCUAUAUGUUAGUAGCUCCUUGUAUAUCUGUAGUCUGUAGACUGUACUUGUGUAUUUGUGGUGCUAAGGUUACCUCAAUAGUUUAUGGAUCUUCUACUUUAUUCUUAUUUCCUGCAUAUUUAGGAAUCUGAACUUAAAAUUAUUGAUUGUACAAUGCAGAGUGUUGGGCUCUUUUCAAACAGGAAAAAGCAGAAGCUGCUAAAGACGCUAGGAAACGAGAAGACAAUUCUAGUAUGUUUUAAAUCUUGAUUUUUUCUGUUUGGUUUUGUAGAGAUGGCAAAAUGGAUGGUUGGUUGGUUUGGUAAUGGGUCAACUUGCAUCAAAAUAGGGUAUUCUAUUCGGUGAGUAGAAAUCGGGUUGGGUUGUUGAUAAAGGUGGGUUAUUGAUGGCUAGUCUUGUAAAUGCUUUAGAUUUUUGUUGUAGGCAAACACUCCCAAGAAUACGAAGAGAUACGAGACCAAAUUGAGGAUAAAUUUUCUGGUUUAAUUCCCCACUUCAAAACAUGAUAAGCAUGCAUAUAAAUGAGAAGUAAACAAGGAAAGGAGAAAGCGUACUAACCCAACUACUUAGGAAAUAACCAAUAAAAUAGAAUCCAAUAAGAAUGUUCAAAAUAACUAAUACUUUUAACAAAAGGUAUAUUGUUACAAUGUUUAUACUUCUUGAAUAUCAAGAUUUAGAUUUUACUGUUACCCAUACUAUGAUGAUUAUGGAGCUCUUUCAUACACAUGCUUAAUGCUUUUGUGUUUGCAGCCAAGGACCAAAAGACAGCAGAGUCAAGUAAAUGAGACCUGCAUAUUGUGGGAGAUGGAUCUGUGUGAAGCAACUUUACAUAAGCAUUCAUGGGUUCAGUGGUUUGUUGGUAACUUUGGUUGCUUGCACUUGUUGUUUGACUUGUUUCUCAAAUCAGAUUUCAUUGUUUGGUCUGUUGUGAACUUUGGUUGCAUACACUUGUUUGAGUUGUUGCACAAAUUGGACUUCAUUAUGUUGGAAUUCACUUUUGGUUUUGAGACUUGGUCAAUAUUUUCACCCUUCUAGGGUUCUCCAUUUGAGUUGUUGAAUGUCUGCCAUUUGAUUGCACGCCCAUUUUCAUCAGUUGGUAUAAAAGUCUAGGUUGUUUCAAAUGCAUGAUUGUCACGGCCACAUGUGGAGUCAAGUCCGUAAAGAAGAGACUAGUGGACUAGUCGGCCUACUAGAAUAGUCGACAAAUCAUAAUAAGAAAUGAAAUAUUUAAAACUAAAUAAAUCACCAUUGACCAAAGAUAACUAUUUAUAUAUUUAUAAUAUAAAAUAUCAUUACCAUAACAAAAUUACAUGUAAAGG
Molecule: messenger RNA, 1643 nt
Organism: Cuscuta campestris
Lineage: Eukaryota; Viridiplantae; Streptophyta; Magnoliopsida; Solanales; Convolvulaceae
Source: the annotation of a GenBank genome assembly